CAACUUCGUUGAAAAAUUUUUUUGGAAUAAAUUUUGUAUUGUUUUAUAGUCAACGCAUGAUUUCAACUUGACCUUUUCAUUACACAAAUGUUGUCUAGAAUCUCAAAAAUAAUUGACUAUAUAAAGACACUUAGUUCACAACAAAAUCUUACAAUAAUUUCGAGUCAAUUUAAACUAAUUCUUCUCGACUAUCUAUAUCAUCAAAACAAACCUGACUUUGUAGAUAUGGAAGGAUCAUCUAGAGGGAAGCAACAAGAGGGAGGAGACGAUGUCCGUUACCGGGGUGUACGACGACGUCCAUGGGGUAAGUUCGCGGCGGAAAUUCGUGACCCGACGAAGCAAGGGCAACGAGUGUGGCUAGGGACGUUUGACACGGCUGAGGCAGCGGCCCGAGCCUACGACCAAGCCGCAUUUAAGUUAAGAGGUCAUCUUGCUACGUUGAAUUUUCCAAAUGAGUAUUACUCGAAAUUAGACCCUAUACCUCAUCUUCCAAAUGUACCAAGAUAUUUUGGUACCAAUCGACCGUCGGAUUCGACUAUUUCGGCCGUUAAUAAUGGAUGGAGGGUUGAUAGAGGGGGCGGUUCGUCGAUGGGGAAUACAUCCGUACAGCCUAGGCAAGAGAGGCAAGUGAUUGAGUUUGAGUACUUAGAUAACAAAGUUUUGGAAGAUAUGCUUAGAAGAUCAGAAGAAGAUGAUUAAAAUUAAUGUUGUUUUUAAGGUCUAUUAUUGUACUACUUAUUACAACAAGAAGAAUCUGGUAGAGAUCAAUGCCACUGGCAAAUUCUAGCUAGGUUGAUGUAUGUACUUAUCAAUUAUGUUUUUUUUUUCUUUUUUUUCUUUUUUGUGUUGUUUAUUAUUAUUAUUAUUAAGUACAAGAAAGAAAUUACGUGAAGAGUUUACCA
This is a messenger RNA of Chenopodium quinoa (quinoa), 902 nucleotides long. Its product is annotated as ethylene-responsive transcription factor ERF098-like. The transcript has a single exon. NCBI's taxonomy places the organism in Eukaryota, Viridiplantae, Streptophyta, Magnoliopsida, Caryophyllales, Amaranthaceae. Gene Ontology annotation, biological process: regulation of DNA-templated transcription; ethylene-activated signaling pathway. Gene Ontology annotation, molecular function: DNA binding; DNA-binding transcription factor activity. The coding region runs from base 88 to 699 and encodes 203 amino acids. The record is from RefSeq and is a predicted model, not a curated record.